UCAUUUUAUGGCAGAUUCAGGCACUUCUUGGACAUCAUCGAUCCGCGCACUCUCUUUGUGACCGAGCUGUGGGGAGCUCAAAAAAUCAAGCAGGCCAUCAUCCAUCCCGACACAAAUGAGACCAUCUUCAUGCCUUUCCGAAUGUCAGGUUACAUUCCCUUUGGAACACCCAUCGUUGUUGGUCUUCUCUUGCCCAACCAGACACUGGCAUCCACUGUGUUUUGGCAGUGGUUGAAUCAGAGCCACAAUGCCUGCGUCAACUAUGCAAACCGCAAUGCGACCAAGCCUUCUCCGACGUCCAAGUUCAUCCAGGGCUACUUGGGAGCUGUCGUAAGCGCUGUCUCGAUAGCAGUGGGCCUUAAUGUUCUGGUUCAGAGAGCAAACAAGUUUACCCCCGCCACUCGUCUCUUGAUCCAGAGGUUUGUGCCAUUCCCUGCUGUCGCGAGUGCCAAUAUCUGCAAUGUUGUCCUGAUGAGGCACACGGAGCUGGAAGAAGGAAUUGAUGUUUUGGACAGUAAUGGAAACAUUGUCGGGUCCUCCAGGAUUGCUGCAAAACACGCACUGCUAGAAACAGCCCUGACCAGAGUGGUUCUGCCAAUGCCUAUACUGGUUCUACCUCCAAUUAUAAUGUCCAUACUGGAAAAAACAUCACUCCUGAGGUCCCGUCCCCGGAUGAUUCUCCCGGUCCAAAGCCUUGUGUGCCUCGCGGCCUUUGGCCUGGCCCUCCCCUUGGCCAUCAGUCUCUUCCCACAGAUGUCUGAGAUCGAGACAUCUCAUCUGGAGCCAGAAAUCGCAAUGGCCACCACCAGUAAGACUGUAGUCUACAAUAAAGGACUGUAAGUGGAAGCAGACCAUCUCAGCCCAGAAGAUAUGGGGAGGGAAAGGGGGAAACUUGCGAUCCCAACUGGGGCAAAGAAAGCACCAACAAGCUAAAACAAAUCCUAGAGCUCAGCGAUAGUAAUGUCUUACUGCUCCCGGCCAACCAGGAGUAUAUUAACACUUGCAGAGAGCUGACACCUCACACCAGUCUAAAAGGUUAAUAUUAAAAGUUUCACGUUAGCAA
This is a messenger RNA of Pezoporus occidentalis (night parrot), 1063 nucleotides long. It is a transcript of the gene SFXN5, whose product is annotated as sideroflexin 5. The record is from RefSeq and is a predicted model, not a curated record. Gene Ontology annotation, cellular component: mitochondrial inner membrane. Gene Ontology annotation, biological process: citrate transport; monoatomic ion transport; mitochondrial transmembrane transport. The transcript has 12 exons. The coding region runs from base 130 to 840 and encodes 236 amino acids. Lineage: Eukaryota; Metazoa; Chordata; Aves; Psittaciformes; Psittacidae. Gene Ontology annotation, molecular function: monoatomic ion transmembrane transporter activity; citrate transmembrane transporter activity.